Messenger RNA from Sesamum indicum (sesame), 1694 nucleotides. RefSeq names its product transcription factor TCP15. Lineage: Eukaryota; Viridiplantae; Streptophyta; Magnoliopsida; Lamiales; Pedaliaceae. Gene Ontology annotation, cellular component: nucleus. The record is from RefSeq and is a predicted model, not a curated record. Gene Ontology annotation, molecular function: DNA-binding transcription factor activity; sequence-specific DNA binding.
UAUUUAUGAUCGUCUUUUUUUCCGCUCUUUCCAUUCUUGAAACAAGAACAAGCUAUGGAUUGUAUUAUUCUUUUGUUUUAGGCAUUUUGCUUUCAUGAUCACAAGAAAAUACACAUGAAAUUAAAUUAAGGGUCUAUAUAUUUAUAUAUAUAUAUAUGUAUUCGAUUACAAUCAUUAAUUAAUUUUCUUCUUUGAAGAAAUUAAGGAGCGGUAGGUUUUUUAAGUAGUUUGUGGGGUUUUAUAUAUUUUGCAGUGUAUCUCUAUGUGAUCAUGGAAGGAGGUGAUGAUCAUCUCCACCACCACCGCCGCCGCUCCAACUUCCCUUUCCAAUUACUCGAGAAGAAAGAUGACGAAUCCGCCGGCUGCUCCGGCUUCCCUUCCCUCGCCACCUCCACAGCCAUCGCAUCAUCAAACCCUAGCGCCCCCCCUCGUCCGAGUACCUCAGCUGCUUCCUCGAGUCAGCCCAUCGCCGCCGCAGAACCCUCCAAGAAGCCGCCGCCGAAGCGUUUUCAACUCACCCGUGAGCUCGGCCACAAGUCUGACGGAGAAACCAUCGAGUGGCUGCUCCAACAGGCGGAGCCCGCUGUCAUCGCUGCCACCGGCACCGGGACGAUUCCAGCGAACUUCACCUCGCUCAACAUGUCUCUACGUAGUUCCGGUUCAAGCAUGUCCUUACCAUCUCAACUGAGAUCUACGUUUUUUAGCCCGAAUUAUACGGUGCCUCAACGCCGGGGGAUCUUUCCGGGUAUUGGGUUAUCGCCGGAGACUUCUUCGACGACAUUGUUGAAUUUCCAGGCCCCCAACUUAAACCAUAGUUUGAUGCAAACGAAGCAGGAAAUGCGGGAAAAUUCGUUGGACUUGACUGAGACGACGGCGGAGGAUGGUUUAGGACGGAAGCGUAGAGCACCGGACGAGCUGCAGCAGGCGGCGGAGCACCACCAGAUUGGAAGCUACUUGCUGCAAUCGAGCACCGGAGCAAUGCCGGCUAGCCAUGCUUCGAUUCCGGCAAACUUUUGGAUGGUGGGCAGUUCCAAUAAUAAUCAAAUCCAGGGGACCGAUCCAAUAUGGACAUUCCCUUCUGUCAAUAACACAGCUGCUGCUUUGUACAGAGCAGGUAUGUCUAGUGGGCUGCACUUCAUGAACCUCCCGACAUCCGUCACGUUGCUGCCGGGCGGCAGCAGCGGCGGCGGUGGUGGUGGUAAUGGGUCGGGAGAAGGGCAGUGGGGGAUGCUUGCAGGGUUGAAUCCUCAUCGGGAUGGUGGCGCUGGCGGUGGAGGGUCGGAAUCUCAGGCCAGUAGAUCCCAUGGCGGCGGAGAUGAUACAACCAGCUAGCCACCAUUCUUGAACGAUCAAUCAACAAAUUUUACAAGGAACAUAGACGUGAGAUUGGAUGAAGUUUGUCAUGAAUUUGAAAUUGUUUUUGCUUUAUUUUUCCGCCUUAAAUUAAUAUUUCAUUUCGAUAUGGUCCUAAUUUUUUGGUGUGAUUAAUGUAGAGAGGAAUUAGACAUUAGGGUUUGGAGGAGAGACAAACAUUAUUAGCAUUGGAAGAAUUAUUGGGUGCUGCUCUUGUCCAAACUCACCUUUUUCUUCCUUUUCUUUAAUCUUUUGGUCACAGUCGACACACAAUGUCUUAUCAUUAUUAUGGUUUGUGCAUUCUUGAUUCUUUACUAUAAAAGAGAUCAUAUUACAUGUAA